AUGGCCAACCACGGCACGCAGAACUCGCAGCCGCAGUUCUCCUUCCAGAACUUCUUUCAGGAGGCGCAGAAGGACCUCCCCUUCCACCAGCGUCCGGAACCGAACACGGCUGCGCUGAGAAUGGAGCGCAAGGCGUCGAAUGUUGGUCCGGAUGGCUCGUUGGCGAGGGAGAACCACGAGGACCAGCCGAUGUGGAAGAGGCUGCCGGCUUGGGUGUACAUUAUCGCUUGGAUAGCUACAUCUUCUGCAGUCAUUCUGCAGAACGCCCACAUCCUCUCGGAUCUCAAGUUUAGGCACCCCGUCGCUCUUACGACGAUCCACCUCGCCUUCCAGACGCUCGCGACGCGUCUCUUGCGGCGGUACACGAACAUGGUCGACAAGGCAAAGGAGCUUGAGGCGACGGGAACGAUGAAUCGCGACUCUUUCUUGCGCAAGAUCGUCCCGGUCGGCCUCCUCUUCUCCGCCUCGCUUGUCCUGUCCAACUGGGUCUACCUGCGGCUCUCUGUCUCCUUUAUCCAAAUGAUCAAGGCUUUCACGCCCGUCUCGGUCCUCCUCGUCUCGGCGUCCUUCGGGCUCAAGGAGCUCACGCGCAAGAUUCUCCUCAUUGUCUCGCUAAUCUCGUUUGGCGUCGCUCUCGCGUCGUACGGCGAGGUCGAGUUUGAGUUGAUAGGCUUCCUGGUUCAGGCUCUUGCUAUUGGCAUUGAGAGCUGCCGCCUUGUGCUGGUGCAGAAGCUGCUCCAGGGCUUCGGGCUGGACCCGAUCGCUUCCCUCUACUACCUCGCACCGGUCUGCCUUGUCGUGAACGCCAUCAUUCUCUUGCCGGUUGAGGGCUUCGAGGUCUUCUCUAAUGCGGUCGAGCUUGUCGGAAUUCCGUAUCUCCUCAUGAACGCAUGCCUCACCUUUGCCCUCAACCUGGCCUCGGUCUCGCUUAUCGGCAAGGCUUCGGGCCUUGUCUUGACCCUUUCCGGUGUCCUGAAGGAUAUCCUCCUCAUUGCUGGCUCCUGGGCCUUGAUGGGCUCUACCAUCACCGGGAUCCAGAUCCUCGGCUACGCUAUUGCGCUGGCUGGUCUCGUGUGGUUCAAGCAGCAGUAG
Messenger RNA from Rhodotorula toruloides NP11, 1092 nucleotides. Its product is annotated as DUF250 domain membrane protein. Lineage: Eukaryota; Fungi; Basidiomycota; Microbotryomycetes; Sporidiobolales; Sporidiobolaceae. The transcript is spliced from 9 exons. The record is from RefSeq and is a predicted model, not a curated record. Gene Ontology annotation, cellular component: Golgi apparatus; endosome; trans-Golgi network. Gene Ontology annotation, molecular function: antiporter activity. The coding region runs from base 1 to 1092 and encodes 363 amino acids.